This is a messenger RNA of Chaetomium strumarium, 780 nucleotides long. RefSeq lists its product as uncharacterized. The transcript is spliced from 4 exons. The record is from RefSeq and is a predicted model, not a curated record. Gene Ontology annotation, molecular function: ubiquitin protein ligase activity; zinc ion binding. Lineage: Eukaryota; Fungi; Ascomycota; Sordariomycetes; Sordariales; Chaetomiaceae. The coding region runs from base 1 to 780 and encodes 259 amino acids.
AUGCCCGCGGCGGGCGACGCGCCUACUGAGAAGCGACUACGAAGAUUCCGUCCGAACCCUCCCAACUCCUUCCACGAACUCUAUGAUCGCGCCACAACCCAGCGCUUCUACGUGCUAUCUCGCACCCGCUGCGGCACAGCCGACUUACCCGAGGAAAGAGUCGAGCUGACCGGGUCGACCGGCAACAUCUACACAGUGGUGAUCACGCGGCAGCCGAGAUGCGACUGCCCGUAUGCGCGCAAGGGCAACCAGUGCAAGCACGUGCUGUACGUCCUGUCGCGCGUCUUGCACGCCAAAUGGGAGUAUGUCUACCAGCUUGCGCUGUUGAGCGAGGAGUUGAGGGAGAUCUUCCGGGAUGCGCCGCCUCCAGCGUCGGACGGCGAUGAGGGGGGUGCCGGCGAUGGGCGGCGCAAGCCGGUUGAGGGCGACUGUCCGAUAUGCUUCUGCGAGAUGGAGGCGUCGGGAGGGGAGCCGGUGGUCUGGUGCCGCGCGGCGUGCGGGCAGAAUAUACAUAAGGCGUGCUUCGAGACGUGGGCGACUACUAAGCGGCAGCAGGGCGCGGGUCGUGGCGGGAACGGGGACGUGACUUGUCCGUAUUGCCGUAGUGUUUGGCAGGGUGACGAGGAUAUGAUCCGGACGAUCGAGAAGAAGGGCAAACGGAAUGCUGAGGGCUAUGUCAAUGUGGCGUCUCAGCUGGGCAUCAGCACACAACGAGACUAUUCCACAUAUUCGAGAUGGUGGUCGGGCCACCCAUCUAGCUAUCGGCGGCAAUACUAUUGA